This is a messenger RNA of Formica exsecta, 6367 nucleotides long. RefSeq names its product calcium release-activated calcium channel protein 1-like. The transcript is spliced from 2 exons. Lineage: Eukaryota; Metazoa; Arthropoda; Insecta; Hymenoptera; Formicidae. Gene Ontology annotation, biological process: store-operated calcium entry. Gene Ontology annotation, cellular component: membrane. Gene Ontology annotation, molecular function: store-operated calcium channel activity. The record is from RefSeq and is a predicted model, not a curated record. The coding region runs from base 1754 to 2821 and encodes 355 amino acids.
UCAGUUUGCUACUUGGGUGGACUAUUACAUGACUGUAACAAUCAUAUAACAUUUUAGUAACAUGUUAUAUUCAUGUUAUAUAACUGCAAUUUUGUAUGAGUGGGAAAUUACAACUAACGUGAAUGUUACAUGUAACAAAUACGUUAUAUUACUUGUUACAUUCCGUUUUAUUAUGGCAAUGUUACAGUUAUGUAUCUGUGUUUGCUGGGUUAUAAGCAAUUGAGAAACACGUCUUAUCGUGAAUUAAACUUUUACUUUGAUAAAAUUUUUAUUUAAGGCUUACGAAAAUCUUGAAAAUAUUAAGAAAUUUUGAUAAGCGAUCGUUGUUGAGGAAGAACCAACACUUUAGAUUUUGAUAAAUAUACAUGAUAUGAAUGAUAGAAUUUUAAUAUCGGAUACUGUGGAAUAUAUUGAAAAAAAAAUAUAUUCUGUGCAUUUUGAUUAAUAUCCAACUGUUUCUUUCUUCCUGUUAUUGCACGUACAUUGCACGUACUAAUGUAUAGUGUAUGAUAAGCCAGUGGAAUAUUUUACGUUAUAUAAAUAAAGGUGCGCAAAUGAGUGCCGAUGACUUUUUUGUGCCGCUUGAAUGUAUAAUGACCAAGAAGCAUAAUCGCGAGUAUUAAUAACUUGAAACUCGGAAAUUUCUUCUUGCGAACGAAAAAAAAAAAAAGUAAGAUGACCACUACACUGCUUUACGGCAAUAUCGUUAUACGAGAUCUCUGUGUAUUCCAAUGCUUAAACACGCAUACAACGCAACGCAACACGUACAAGCGAUUAAUUCCGCCUGUCAGAGGAGAACGGCUCUUUCAUAAAUAAUACCGUUCGUUUGUUCCCUACCGUAUUUUUUUAAAAGGACUAUUUUUUUAUGAUAAUAUAUCGAGACGUGCUUACCCGGCAUCGCAGACAUUAAAAAAAUUCAGUAUCAAGUAAUAAGCGAGAACUCGAGAUAAGGAUUUAACACGGUAGUUUGUAUUUUUCUCGCUUUAUCUCUUGAAAGAUUUCUCGAUCGACGCAUCUAAGCCUAUCGUUUGAUAUUUCAACAUCAUUUAACGGGCCGGGAGAUUUCUCUCGCCUUAUCACUGUUAUAAAGACAAGGAAAAUAAACGUCAUUGGCCGCGCAACAUUGAUGUAUCUUAGCGAGAACACAUGAGAGAGAUAGAUCAUGUAUCGCUACACGAUCACAAGCGCACGCCGGGAGGCCAUACACAGCCGGUUAUUAUGCCGCAGAUAAUAUGGCUCUCGAAGGUAAUUAAUACUAUUGUUAUGAUUCCGACAGGUACGUCAUGUCCGUGUACCUUGACUAGGCGAUUCUUCAGUCUUCGCUUGGAGCUCGUAAUGGACACAGAUAUUGGUGCGAUCUUCUCUUAGCGUCUUCCGAGAAAUGCACACAUGUAUUCACCGACUGUCGUUUUAAGGAAAUAAUUCAUCACUUGUGACGACACGUUUCAAAUUGUGCAAUUUUCAGUUGGAAUAAAAAUCGGUAUCGGGGUGCAAUUAUAAAUUUCCAAACGAUUGGGUUCUCGCGCGACCGUGCACGCAGAAAUCUGUAUCAACAGUAAAUAAGAGUGAAUUGUGUACGAUGUAACGUACCUUGACAUACCUGCAUAUCUUGAGUCGCUUAAUGUCUUUCGAAAGUGAACCGACAAAUACAGAAGUAAUGCGUAAACAUUCGGAGAGAUAAACAAUAUAUAAAUGAUAUUUUUCGUUGUACAUAUAACUAGCUAAAUCGCUAUUUGGGAUAAAUCCGUCUAAGAUGAGCACUUUUGUCGAUGGUGUCCCGCACGAGAAGGCAAAUAUCAUGGAGAACGCGAGAUUAAACGCGAAUACCCACGCGCUCAGCGAUACAGGAGAAGAUGUGAUGAAAGGCAAAUUCAAUAAAUCAACUCAGAGCGAUAUCUCGGCUUGGAAGUUUUCCUAUGGAAGCAGACAAAGAUCCAGACCGACAUCUCUCGCGUACUUGUCGGCGAAGCAAUUUCAGAUGAGCGAGUCGAGUUUUUCCACGAAUAGCUCGAGGAGUACACUAUAUCCGGUUCAGAGCGAAUUGGUCUUAUCGCCUAAAAACAGAUACAACAACAACAGAUAUGUAUCUCUAGAUAUGAGAUCGAUCAACAGCCUCCCGUAUUCAUCCUCGAACAACCACAUCUUAGGUAGUAAUAAUACGCCGUACACGUGUUGCUGUACAUGUCCGCAGAUCCCGCCGGUGAUACCGUCUUCGCAACACUCUGACGAGCAGGACGGGCCCGAGAAUCUCUCAUGGAGGAGACUCCACAUGAGCAGGGCUAAAUUGAAAGCAACUGCAACCACAUCCGAGCUACUUAGUGGGUUUGCAAUGGUAGCGAUGGUAGAACUGCAGAUCAACGAGCCAACAGCGGUGCCGGAAUGGCUAUUCGUGAUGUUUGCAGUUUGUACUACUUUUCUGGUAUCGGUACACAUCUUCGCGUUGAUGAUAAGCACGUAUCUCUUACCCAAUAUCGAAGCCAUAAGUAAACUCCAAGUCUCGCGUCUUAUAACGGAGUCACCGCACGAGAGAAUGCGCGGUUUCAUCGAAUUGGCUUGGGCAUUUUCCACGAUACUGGGACUGUUUCUCUUUUUAGUAGAGGUGGCUAUUCUUUGUUGGGUCAAAUUCUGGGACUAUUCUUUUACCGCCGCCACUGCCAGCACUGUGAUAAUCAUUCCUGUGCUCAUAGUAUUCGUCGCUUUUGCCGUUCAUUUUUAUCAUUCUCUAGUAGUUUACAAAUGUGAAAGUGUAGUAUCAGAUAUGAAGGAUCUAGAGAGUAUAAAAAGAAACUUGGACAAUGUGAUGGGGCAAACUAACGUAUAAACUCCCGAGAUGUGAUGUGAUAAUUUGAUAAUACAUAUAAUCAAUUAUAUCCUGAAAAUGAAAAAAGAUAUAUUGAACUUCAAAGAUGAUGAGUAAAAAUUGUAUCCUGUAAUUUCUAGUGGUAUACAAAUCGAUUUGCAAUCGCAGAUGAAUACUCAGGUUAAUAAUGGAAAAUGUUAUUCAAUAAAGAGAAAAAACAUGAUAUUUUCAACGCGAGAAUACAACGUAAGAAAAACACACAUACAAAUUUGUUAUCAAUAACUUUUACUUUUCAAACGCGACCACAUACGAAAAUGGUCAAGUUUUAUUAUAUAUAAAAAAUGUACAUAGCUGUACACAUGCAAGUCAAGAAUUGCAACAGUACAAGCAAGUGCUUUUUUUUUAAUAUGUUACCUAUAAUAUAUAUCCAGCAUUUUUAAUAAUAUUCUGUGUAUAUACGGUUUAACUCUUGAUUUUUAUUUAAAUCUGUUCAUUGAUCAUUUUGUUUCUAUCAUAAUAUGUCAUGUUAUUAAUAUAUAGUAUUUUUUUUUAAUCUCGUCACUUAGUUUGUGGAAAAAAUGAAUGACAGUUGUAAGUAUUCGUUUUAUAUACACUUCCUGAAAUUUACAUAAUGAGCAUUUUUUUAGUACUUGUACAAUCCUAGUCAAUAAAUAAAUCAUCAGACUUUAGGAAAUAUACAACAAAAUGUGAUUUGUUACAUAUAUUGAAACAAAAAUGAAGGUAUACACAAUUAAUUUACCUCUCAUUCUUACCAUAAACUAAGUUGCAAUCUUACUAUAAACACCUUCUAUAGUAUUAUGCCUUAAUUUCUUUUGUACAAAAACAUUUAUAUCGUUUGAAGAAGGAGUCUCGUUGUGAAAACGAAUCGAGAAAUAGAAUUAUUUUAGUAUAACUAAAAAGUAUUAUGAUCCUGUUGUAUAAAUUAUAAAUUGUAUUGCAUUAAUCUACAUUUGAAAACUUGAACGCUUUCUUAAAGAUACACUCUAUAUCGUACUAAAAAAAUUCAUUGCAUUCGAUUAAUUUGCUUAACAAAUAAAAUCUCUUCAUGGGGGCACGACGCAAUUGUUGCUAAGUCUGCGCCUUCUCUGUCGAGGUUAUUCAUAUGUACAUUGGAAGAAAAAAUUUUAACAUACAUUACAGAACUAUAAACGUUAUAUUAUAGUGUACGUAAUUUGUUAAAAAAAAAUCACAUACUGUCGACAAACUGAUGAUCUGAACACAGCUAAAUGUUUUUUAAAAUAUAAUAAAAUAUAUAUAAAAUAUACCAUUUUACAAAAGCGUCUUUAUGAGUUUUUUAAUCGAAUAACAAAAGUAAUCAAAAUAUAUUAUUACUUAUUGUGUGUGUGUGUGUGUGUGUGACAUUUUAUUAUAAACACACACACACACACACACGCACGCACACGCACGCGCGCGCGCGCGCACGCGCACACACACACACACACACACACACGUGAUUAUAAUAAAAUGUCAAAAAUGAUUUAUUUGAUAUACACAUUUGUAUAUCAAUAUGAGAUAACAAUGGAGAAUAAAUUGCUUGUGCUAUGGACAGGUAGACAAAUAAAGAAUGAUAAAAAUUAAAAACAUUUUUACAAAAUUAACGAAAUGUUAUUCAAUGGUGUUGAAAACGCCUUCUUUAAGACUUAAGCUAAGAUGUAAUUGAAAUAAAACUUAGUUUUUUCUAUAUUACUGUAGGAGCAAACAGAUAAAAUUUGUUCCGAUCACUCUCACUAAUAUAUUUUUUUUAUCGCAGAUUUCUGAAGAUUGGAGAAGACCUUUCCAAAAUUUUAUAAUAAUAUAAUUUUUAUAUAUUUAAGGAACUUAUAAAUUUUAAACUAUUAUUUUGAUGUGUGUGUGUGUGUGUGUAUAUAUGUGCAAUUUCGUUUUUACAUAUAUUAUCAUAUUUAGCAAAUUAUUAAUCUGUUGUGUGUGUGUGUACUAUAUGUAUGUAUGUGUGUAUGUAUGUAUAAUGUGUAUGCGUAUACUAAUUUGCUAAAUACAAUGAGAUAUAAAAAUAAAAUUAAAUUCACAUCAUUAUUAAAUAUCUAGUUGAUUUGUGACUAUGAAUAUUUUACAUAACUUAUUUUAAAGCAAGGGACAAUAUGAAAGAGCAUAUAUUAUUCUACCUUCCUUAGACAAUAUAAUAUUAUUAUAUUAGAAUAUAUUAUAUUAUUUCAUUUAAUCUAAGAUACUAUAAAUUGAUCCAAGAGAAAGGUAGAAUGGAAAAAAUUAUUUAUCUUUCAGAGAAAUCACUUAAUAAAUUGGCUUUCGUACAUAUUAUCUUCAGUCUUGUCCUUAAAUAAACAUAUAAAGUCUUUUCGACAGCCUAUCCAUAGCAAGAGCUCGUUUAGAAAGCCUUUUUGUUUAAACAAACCUUCCUGUAAUUAUCUUUAACAAUGCACAGUUUCAUAUUACAUCCUACUUACACGUUGAGAAUGACAAUGAACUAAUCUCCUCCGAAAUAAAAAAAGUUUGAUCAACAAAUAGAUAGCAAAACAAAACAGUAUCGAAAAGCGUGCUAUUGAUUACUGCAAAUCGCAAAUUCGUGCCUAUAUGUUUAUAAAAAUGAUGUAAUAAAUAUAUACAUAAUUAUUUUUAGCAUUAUUACUUUGCUCAAUCAACUUUAAACCAACUUUAAACCAAGUCACAACCUACAUGUAUAUGUGUAUUGGAUUCUUAUCCAAAUGUUCACAAAUAGUUCAUAAAUUAUUCUAUUCACAUAGCUAUACAUAUUUGCAAGUAAUUUGAUACCAAUUGAGUAUAAUGAAUCAAAAUGAUAUUCUGCAAUGAAUUUUAACCAUUGUAACCAUUUGUAACUGAAUUUUACAAGAGUUAUUUAUAGCUGUUCAAUACUUUUUGUUUGAUUGAAAGUAAAUACCUCGAGAAUCUAUUAAUUGUUAUAAUAAUAGUAAAAAUAAAAGACCAUUUUUCACUUGUAAAAUCAAUCACAUGAUACAUAGUUUUUAGCUAUUAUGUAGUAGCUUGAAAUGACAAUAAUAUUGAUUGCAUUAUCUAUUAUAUGCACAAUAUCUAUCCAUAUACUCAACAUCAAUUUAAGACACAGAAAGAAUGCCAAUAAUAUAUGUGUCAUUUGGCAUUCCAGAAAUAUUCUGAGAGGAUUCUUCGACCUCUAUUGUUUCGGUAAAAAGUUGUUUGCAGCGCUAACAUUAUACUCGUGUGACAUUAUGUUACAUUUAUAAAUUAUUUAUGCAAUAUAUGUAUUUUUACACUAAAUAAGAUCGCAAUGAAUUGCAUUGACCUUAAAUCUGAAUUGUCCUCCGUAUUGACUUUAAAAAGAAAGUAAACGUAUAUUGCGCGCGCACGCGCGCAUGUGUGUAUAGAAAAAAACUUACUUACAUUAAAUGACAUUGGUGAAAAUAAGGAUGUGAAAUUAUGUGGUAGUGAAUUUCAUGCAAGAAUUUUGCCUCCAAUACAGUGCAAUAUACAGAAAGCCAUCACUCUUGUCAAACGUCCAUAUGUUUAGAAGGUUGUUGAGAUAUGAAUGGUUCACUCCACAUUCGACGCAAAUCUCCCUGAAAAAAAAAAAAA